Messenger RNA from Batrachochytrium dendrobatidis JAM81, 342 nucleotides. RefSeq lists its product as uncharacterized. The coding region runs from base 1 to 342 and encodes 113 amino acids. The transcript has 4 exons. The record is from RefSeq and is a predicted model, not a curated record. Gene Ontology annotation, biological process: protein import into mitochondrial matrix; protein insertion into mitochondrial inner membrane. Lineage: Eukaryota; Fungi; Chytridiomycota; Chytridiomycetes; Rhizophydiales. Gene Ontology annotation, cellular component: TIM23 mitochondrial import inner membrane translocase complex.
AUGGUCGAUCGUGCAGCAUUGAACCAAUGGUUUGAAAAGGCCAAAAUGGGCUUUCUUAUGGGUGCAACAGUUGGCAUGACUACUGGAUUUAUUUAUGGCUCAUACUUUGUUUUAACUGUCGGACCACCUCCAGGAAAAUCCUAUGUGCAAUCAGUUGGAAAACAUAUGCUUCAGCAAGGUAGUAUGCUUGGAUUUUUUCUCAGUAUCGGAUCACUUCUUCGCAAUGAGGAGAUGUCUUUGGCAAAUACUGCACAUCCUGCUAGUCGACUUCCAAUCACCAUAUUACCUCCGAUCCAAUCCCAAAAACUUGAAAGUAUUCGUCAGCAGCACAAGGAUCUAUAG